This is a messenger RNA of Cannabis sativa, 3236 nucleotides long. RefSeq names its product G-type lectin S-receptor-like serine/threonine-protein kinase At1g34300. Gene Ontology annotation, biological process: recognition of pollen; protein phosphorylation. Gene Ontology annotation, molecular function: ATP binding; protein serine/threonine kinase activity. The coding region runs from base 372 to 2894 and encodes 840 amino acids. Lineage: Eukaryota; Viridiplantae; Streptophyta; Magnoliopsida; Rosales; Cannabaceae. The transcript has a single exon. The record is from RefSeq and is a predicted model, not a curated record.
UAGAAGAAACGGUCAACAUUCAAAUAUUUGAUAAAGGUCAAAUGGUGCUCCAAUGGCGAUAGAAGAAGAAAAGUACACACCUUCAACAAAGAAAACCAAAAGAAAAAUUGUUGCAAUAUCUCAUUCUUCUCACUAUUACUGGUUAUCAUCUGAUGCCGUGACCUACUCGCCACACAUGCUUUGAAUUCUUCUGUAAUUAUACAUAUAUAUAUAUAAGUAUUCAUUCACCAUUUUUGUAGUGAAACUCUUCUUCUUCUUCUCCCGCAAUCUGCGGAGUUACAGACCACCAUAGAUGUAGCUUCAACAAAACCUCUAAAGACAACUCCUUUACUCACUUUCACAACCAAACAAACCAAACCCAGAUCUCAAAAAUGGCGGAUUCUCAACCCCACUUCCUAAUUUCAGUUCUUCUUCUUCUUCUUCUUCUUCUCUUUACCGUUACAGCCGCCAUAAACCCUGGCUCAUCUCUCUACGCAAGCAACCCAAAUAAAACUUGGGCUUCCCCAAACAGCACAUACUCUCUCGGCUUUCUUCCCGCCGAUCCACCCACUUCGCCGCCGACUUACAUCGCCGCCGUGGCCUACGCCGGUGGCGUUUCCAUCUGGUCAGCUGGUGGAAUAUCCAACACCGCCGUAAACUCCGGUGGCGCGCUUCACUUCGAGUCGAAUGGAAAUCUCAGACUAGUCAACGGCUCCGGUGCCGCUGUUUGGAGCUCCGACACCGGUGGGCGUGGUGUGUCUUCGCUCGAUGUUGGGGACGAUGGAAACUUGGUUUUGAAAAAUGGGUCUUCUUCCACCGUUUGGUCCUCGUUCGAUCAUCCAACGGAUUCAAUGGUUCCUUCUCAGAACUUCAGUCAAGAUAAGGUUUUGCGAUCUGGGCUUUACUCAUUUGGGGUUACUAAGAUUGGAAACCUUACUCUUAGGUGGAAUAAUAGCAUAGUUUAUUGGACUCAAGGGUUGAAUUCUUCGAUUAGUACUAAUUUGAGUUCACCUAGUUUGGGUUUACAACCCAUUGGGAUUCUUUCCAUUUCUGAUAGAAAUUUAGCUACUGCUGCCAUUGUUGCUUACAGUAGUGAUUAUGCUGAAGGUAGUGAUAUUUUGAGGUUUUUGAAAUUAGAUAAUGAUGGGAAUUUAAGGAUUUAUAGCUCUGCUAGGGGUAGUGGUACGAAAACUGAGAGAUGGGCUGCUGUUAUUGAUCAGUGUCAAGUUUUUGGUUACUGUGGUGAUAUGGGAAUUUGUAGUUAUAAUCAGUCUUUUCCUGUUUGUAGUUGCCCUUCUCAGAAUUUUGAAUUAGUUGAUGCUAAAGAUAGUAGAAAAGGGUGUAAGAGAAAAGUUGAGAUUGCUGAUUGUCCCGGUAAUGCUACUAUGUUGGAUUUGGAUCAUACUAGGUUCUUGACUUAUCCUCCUGAGUAUGAAUCCCAGGUUUUCUUUGUUGGGAUAUCAGCUUGUAGAUUGAAUUGUCUUGUGAGUGGUUCUUGUGAUGCUUCAACUUCAUUGUCUGAUGGUACAGGGCUUUGUUUGUAUAAAACACCUGGUUUUCUUAGUGGAUAUUCAAGCCCAUCUAUGUCUAGUAGCUCUUAUAUCAAAGUUUGUGGUCCGGUGAGUCCGAACCCUUUGCUUUCUUCACAGAAUGGUGGUAAGAAUGAGGUGUGGAAGAUUCGUCCUUGGAUUGUUGCUGUUGUGGUUUUGGCUACUCUUUUCGGUUUGAUGGCAUUAGAGGGUGGUUUGUGGUUUUGGUUCUGUCGAAAUAGGCGUAAUUUCGGUGGAUUGUCUGCUCAUUACGCCCUUCUUGAGUAUGCUUCUGGUGCACCGGUUCAGUUCUCGUAUAAGGAGUUGCAGCGUGCUACGAAGGGAUUCAAGGAGAAGCUUGGAGCUGGUGGAUUUGGGGCGGUUUAUCGAGCUGUUCUUUCGAAUAAAACAGUGGCUGCUGUUAAACAACUUGAGGGGAUCGAGCAAGGUGAGAAACAGUUCAGGAUGGAGGUUGCUACUAUAAGCAGCACACACCAUUUGAAUUUGGUGAGGCUGAUCGGGUUUUGCUCUGAAGGCCGUCACAGACUGUUAGUUUACGAGUUCAUGAAAAAUGGAUCGCUUGAUUCAUUCCUUUUCAAUACAGACGAAAACAAUUCGGGAAGAUUGUUGAACUGGGAAUAUCGUUUCAACAUUGCUCUCGGUACUGCAAGAGGAAUCACUUACCUCCAUGAAGAGUGUAGAGACUGCAUUGUGCAUUGUGAUAUCAAACCAGAGAACAUUCUCUUAAAUGAAAACUAUUGUGCUAAAGUUUCAGACUUUGGCCUUGCAAAGCUUGUUAACCCGAAGGAUCAUCGGUAUAGAACUCUCAAGAGUGUAAGAGGUACUAGAGGUUAUCUGGCACCAGAAUGGCUUGCAAAUCUCCCAGUAACCUCAAAAUCUGAUGUUUAUUCAUAUGGAAUGGUUCUAUUGGAAAUUGUUAGUGGUAAAAGAAACUUUGAAGUGUCUGCUGAAACAAACCACAAGAAAUUCUCUGUUUGGGCUUAUGAGGAGUUUCUUAAUGGCAACAUUAGGAAUAUUGUUGACAAAAGGCUUGUUGUUGAUGAAGAUAUCGAUAUGGAUCAAGUUAUGAGGGCGGUUCAGGUGAGCUUCUGGUGCAUACAAGAGCAACCGUCUCAUAGACCUAUGAUGGGAAAAGUGGUUCAAAUGCUCGAAGGUAUCAUGGAAAUUGAGAGACCCCCAGCACCAAAAGCAGCCCCGGAAGUGUCUAUUUCGGGAAAUGCAAGCAGCAAUGCCAGUGCUCUAUCAACUACUGCAACAUCAGCAGCUCCAGCACAGUCUUCAUUUUCGUCGUUCCAAACUGCAGGGCCAUCGCCUUUAGCUUCUGAAAAGGCAUCGUCGAUUCUCUUACAUUCAGAUCAAAAGUGAGGCGCUCACCCUUUUGUGUUUUUGGCUAGACUACAAGCAGAUGCAGCCUCUUCGAGUCUCAACUGGUACUCUCGAGUACUACAUUGCAAUUGUUAUAGUUUUCUGAUCGAAUGGGUUAACCUUGUUUAACAAAAGAAAUGAAAUUUUGUUAAAAGAAUUUGCUUGUAGGUAGCUUAGUAUAUAAGAUUGUUCAUUGCAUUAAAGUGUAGAGACAUAGUUUAAAAUGCAUAUAUAUACAUAUAAGUUUGUUAUACGAGAGUGAGAUAUAUAAAGGGGAAGAUUAUAUCAUAGCUUUCUGUCUCCUAAGCACAAUCAAUUGAAUAAAAGUUAAAAGUUCCAUAA